AUCCGUUUAAAGCUAUUGGGGCACAGUCGGAAUACUUUACAGUCGAAACUGAAACGUCGUCGAAUUCACAUCAGAGGUAUUACUUAAGCUGCUACGCCAUUUGGUUUAACAGGUAGACCGUCAGGAUGUCUUCAAGUGGAAGUAAUUUAUAUAUAGACGACUUAGUGAACUUUGAUGAACCAACGGUGUCAAAUGAAAAAAGCGAAAUAGCUGAAUUUUUUUCUCAUACUAAUGUUUUGGUAACAGGGGGUACGGGCUUUUUAGGAAAACUACUCAUCGAGAAGUUACUCAGAAGCUGUCCAGAUAUUUUAAGAUUAUAUAUGAUAGUGAGACCGAAAAAGGGGAAAACUGCUUUCGAACGAUAUAAAGAAAGUUUCGAAGAAGUUAUAUACGACAAAUUAAGAUGCGAGCAACCGAAUUUUCUGCAAAAAAUAGUAAUAUUAGAAGGCGAUGCAGCGAAAGAAGAUUAUGGACUUUCGCCAGAAGAUAAGAAGACUUUAAUGAAUGUGAAUAUUAUUUUUCAUGCAGCUGCAGUUGUGCGAUUUGAUGAAAAAAUUCGGGUUGCAGUGAAUAUCAAUGUCAGAAGCACAAAAUUCUUAUUGUCAUUUGCAAAAAAAUUACCAAAUUUUAAGGCUUUUGUGCAUGUAUCAACUGCAUUUUCCAAUUGUGUACGUAAGAAUAUUGAUGAAGUACACUAUACAGAUAUUAUAGAUGCAGAUAAAGUUUUAACAUUGUUGGAUACAUUGGAUGAUGGAAGACUUGAAAAAAUGACCCCUAUAUUGCUUGAUAAAUGGCCAAAUACAUAUGUAUUUACUAAGGCACUAGGAGAAAAUAUGGUAUUAAAGUAUGGUGGUGAUCUACCAGUUUGUAUUGUACGCCCCAGUAUCGUUAUAGCAACUUACAAGGAACCAAUUUCUGCAUGGAUAAAUAAUAUGUAUGGACCCACAGGUGUAGUUAUGGGUAGCGGUAUAGGUUUGUUACAUACAUUGCAUUGUAAAAAAGAAAAUAUAGCAGAUAUCAUACCAGCUGAUUAUGUUAUUUCCAACAUUAUUUCCUCUGCUUGGGAUGUUGCCAAUAGAAAAGUUGCAAUAAAGUCAGACCAAUCUUCUAAUUUACCUGAUGAGGAAAAAAUACCUGUUUAUAAUUCGGUAUCUUCUUGUCAAAAACCAAUUUCUUGGGGUGAAUUUAUGAAGCUUAAUGAAAUUUAUGGAUUAAUAGUACCUAGUACAAAAGUUAUUUGGGUUUAUAGACUGACACUCAAUAGAUAUUUAUUUCUUCACAAUAUCUAUGCUUUCUUAUUGCACAUAAUACCAGCAAUUAUCGUUGAUACAAUGGCUUAUCUCACUGGUCGGACACCUAUAUUAUUAGAUGCAUACAGAAAGAUACAUAAAUUUAGCACUGUGAUACAUUACUUCGCAGUAAAUGAAUGGAAGUUUAAAAAUGACAAUGUUAUAAAACUUUGGAACAAGAUGAAUUCUGCUGAUCGACAAAUUUUCUGCCUUAAUACAGAAUACUUGGACUGGAAGGAAUAUUUCUAUUAUCACAUAAGAGGUGUUCGUAUGUAUUUAUUAAAAGAUCCUAUGGACACAGUAGAACUAGGAAUAGCCAAAUAUAAGAAGUUACGUCUAGCGCACAAUACAAUCAUGUUAACAAUAUCACUAUUACUUUUAUGGUUUGCGAUAUCAUUCAUAAGUUUUCUUUGGUCUUUUUGUCCUUUAUCACACUAAUAAUUAUUGAUAGCAAUAUUGUAGUUCUUUUAUCUACAUUACAUUUGAAACAAUUUUCUAUUAAAGUGUACAUUCCUGUUACAAACAGUUGUUCACUAUUGAACUUAUUUCAUUAUAAUGAUAAUAGAUGUCGCCACAAAGCUAUAUUAUCUUUAUUAAAAUAAAAUGUAUAUAUUCUCUUAUCUUUA
Molecule: messenger RNA, 1915 nt
Organism: Bombus impatiens (common eastern bumble bee)
Lineage: Eukaryota; Metazoa; Arthropoda; Insecta; Hymenoptera; Apidae
Product: fatty acyl-CoA reductase wat
Exons: 9
Coding region: 126-1727 (533 amino acids)
Biological process (GO): long-chain fatty-acyl-CoA metabolic process
Cellular component (GO): peroxisome
Molecular function (GO): alcohol-forming very long-chain fatty acyl-CoA reductase (NADP+) activity
Source: RefSeq, a predicted model, not a curated record